Molecule: messenger RNA, 1171 nt
Organism: Paramecium sonneborni
Lineage: Eukaryota; Ciliophora; Oligohymenophorea; Peniculida; Parameciidae
Source: the annotation of a GenBank genome assembly
UAAUGUAUUAUCCUUACGGCAGAUAAUAAUAUUAUCCUCGUUCAGUGUAUCAACCACAACCAUACAGACCUUAGUUUUAUCAACCUUAUGCACCCUAAUACUAUCCAUAAUCAGCUCUUUAUUAAUCCUAUAAUGGAUUUCAAAUUUCAAAAGUGAAUAUGCCAACAGCUCAUCCUAUGGCUAGCUAAACAAUUCAAUCUCCAAAUAAGAAUUUUCAAAGUCCAAUUAGAGGAUUUGCAUCACCUGCUAGAAAUCAACUUAUGCAAUCACAAUAAUAACCACCAUAAUAAAAACCACCUUCAUAAUAGCAAUUAUAAUCACCAACACGACCAGGAUUUUUAACUUAUGAAUAAGUGAUGGAAAGAAUUAAUAAAAGCAAUGCAUAAUAAUAAUAACAAUAACCUUAGUAAAGUAAUCUAUUUUCUAACUAUCUUAGAAUCUACAUCUUUACCUUAACCAAUCAAACCCAAACCUUAACCAUAAAAUGAUUAAAACUAAUAAUAAUAACCUAAAAAAAAGUAAGAUCAUGAUAUAUAACCAACAUAACAAUAAAUUUAACAACAAAAUAAAACACCAAAUAAACAAGUUCCUGAAUAAUAAGAAACCUAACCUAAAAAAUAAACACCACCACCAUAAUAAUAAUAAAAUGAAGAAGUAGAUGAUGAACUUGAAGGUAAAAAAUAUUAUUAAAUAAUAGAAUUGGCUUUACAAUAUGAAGAUGGUUAUAUUUAUAGAGGUUAAGGUUAUCCUCCAUAAACUAGAAGUGGAUUUGGAAUUUUAACAGAUAGUGAAGGUCAAGAAGUUUAUGCUGGGUAUUGGAGAGAGAAUUUUUAUGAGGGUGAUGGAAAGUUAAAUAAUUUGCAAGUUGAAUAAAUAGAAGGACCUUAUGAUUACACUAAUAUGACAAAUAUUGGAAAUGGAUGGAAAUGUUAUGAAGGUAAUAAAUUUAUAUUAAUCGUUAGGUUUAUUUGAGGGUGGCAAAAUGCAUGGAGAAGGUACAUUAGUACUCUCAAAUGAAGAAAAAUAUACUGGGCAAUUUGAUGAUGGAAUGAUUCAUGGAGAAGGUAAAUUCUAAACUCUUGAGAAUAAAAUUAUCUCAGCAAAAUGGGAAUAAGGAAUUCUAGAAUAGUAUAUUGAAUGAUUUAUUAUUUUUUCUUCAUUCAAAGCCGGG